This is a messenger RNA of Salvia miltiorrhiza (redroot sage), 1174 nucleotides long. RefSeq names its product cytochrome b6-f complex iron-sulfur subunit 1, chloroplastic. Gene Ontology annotation, molecular function: 2 iron, 2 sulfur cluster binding. Bases 221 to 1030 code for a protein of 269 amino acids. Gene Ontology annotation, cellular component: plasma membrane. The record is from RefSeq and is a predicted model, not a curated record. NCBI's taxonomy places the organism in Eukaryota, Viridiplantae, Streptophyta, Magnoliopsida, Lamiales, Lamiaceae. The transcript has 5 exons.
AUGUUGACACGAGUCACACGAUAGAAAUUUGAUCUGUACGAUUUGCAAAUCCUAGACUCCCAGGGCCUUUCUAAUAAGUUCUAUCGUUUGAGCUACUUCUGAAGAUUUCAUUUUAUUUAAAAUUGAGCCAUGUAGCUUGGCAAAUGCAUCAUGAAUUGAAAAUUAUGAUGAGAUAAUUUUCAGUCAUAAAAAAUAAAAAAAUCAUUUAGUAAUUGAAAAUAUGAAUUUGAAAAUUAUGACAUCCCAACGUGUGGCUCACAUGAUCAUAUCACCUUAUCUAGCGGGCUUGUGGUGCUCACUUCACUCGAUCACUUCACCUUGCUCAAAAUCCCACUCCUUCCACACAAACCUCACAACAAUGGCUUCCUCAACUACGCUCUCCCCCGCCAUCGCCCCUUCUCAGCUGUGCUCCGGGAAGAAUGGGAUGAACCGAUGCGCGAACGUGGCGGUGGCGAAGCUCGGGAAGGGAAAGGGGAUGAAGGUCAGGUGUAUGGCGACGAGCGUGCCGGCCGAUCGGGUGCCCGACAUGGGGAAGAGGGAGCUCAUGAAUCUGCUGCUGCUUGGCGCCAUUUCUCUUCCCUCCGUCGGGAUGUUGUUGCCUUACACUUACUUCUUUGUUCCGCCUGGCUCCGGAGGGGAUGGAGGCGGCACUCCCGCCAAGGAUGCGUUGGGAAACGACGUCGUUGCAGUCGAAUGGCUCAAAACACACGGGCCCGGUGACCGGACCCUCACACAGGGAUUGAAGGGUGAUCCCACCUACCUUGUUGUGGAGAACGACAGAACACUCGCGACGUAUGGUAUCAAUGCCGUCUGCACCCACCUUGGCUGCGUCGUGCCGUGGAACAAAGCUGAGAACAAGUUCAUGUGCCCGUGCCACGGAUCGCAAUACAACAACCAAGGAAAAGUUGUGAGGGGGCCUGCUCCCUUGUCUUUGGCUUUGGCUCAUGCAGACCUUGAUGAUGGGAAGGUUAUUUUUGUUCCAUGGGUGGAGACUGAUUUUAGAACUGGAGAGGACCCAUGGUGGGCUUAGAUCUUUCUAGAACCUUCCAUUUGUGUAUCUAUGAAUGUAAGCCCUCAAGAAAAACUUGAUGUUACAUGUAUUUUUGAUAUCAUACUUUAAUUUGUGUAAAUCACAUUUUUGAAUUUUAUGCAAGAGAUUGCAUAUGGCUCAUCA